UUGCAGCACUUGCUUCCACCCGAGUCACGUUGGUAACCGCACCGACUUUCAUGACGAUCAAACCGUAUUCACCCGGUUGAUGGUGUUCAAUGGACUGACCCUUGCCAAAUGAGAUGCUGCUGAAAGAUCUCCCACGGGAGGCGCUGCUGCGGCCGCUGACCAGGAAUGAGGUGGUUGGAAUGCUGCUAAGGUUGACCAUCUUUGGCGCUGCCACAUACUACAGUAUCAAAUGGGUCAUGGAAGCCAUGGACCCAACUCAGAAGCAGAAAAACCUGGCCAAGAAAAAGGCAGAGCUGCUGAUGAAAAGGAUUGGUGUGGAGGGAGUCAAACUCACAGAGUAUGAGAUGAACAUCGCGUCACUCCUAGUGGACCCACGAUCAAUAAAGGUGACCUGGAGGGACGUAGCAGGGCUGGACGAGGUCAUCUAUGAGCUGCAGGACACAGUCAUCCUCCCGUUCCAGAAGAGACACCUCCUGGCUGGAUCCAAGCUCUUCCAGCCACCUAAAGGCGUGCUUUUGUUUGGCCCACCGGGGUGCGGAAAGACUCUGAUCGCCAAGGCAACAGCCAAAGCUUCCGGUUGUCAGUUCAUCAACCUGCAGCCCUCCACGCUGACGGACAAGUGGUACGGCGAAUCACAGAAGCUGACGGCGGCCGUCUUCUCAUUGGCGGUGAAAAUCCAGCCCUGCAUCAUCUUCAUCGAUGAGAUCGACUCCUUCCUGAGGAACCGCUCAAGCCUGGACCACGAGGCCACAGCCAUGAUGAAGGCCCAGUUCAUGAGCCUGUGGGACGGCCUGGACACUGCUGCCACCAGCCAGGUGAUGGUGAUGGGGGCGACCAACAGGCCCCAAGAUGUGGACCCAGCAAUCCUGCGUCGCAUGCCCACCACCUUUCAUGUUGGCUUGCCUAAAACAAGAGAGAGACAAGAGAUCCUGAAGCUCAUCUUGGCGGGAGAGAACCUGAGCAACGCCAUCAACCUGAAGGAGGUCGCUGAGAAGACGGACGGCUUCUCGGGCAGCGACCUGCGCGAGCUGUGUCGCGACGCGGCCAUGUACCGCGUCAGGGACUACGUCCGCAAGGAGCAGAUGAGGCAGAUCGCCCAGCAGAUGCAGGACCAGGAGGAGGAGCGGCCUUUGGACGAGGAUCACCUGCGUCCCAUCACCCAGCUGGACCUCCUCUUCGGCCUGGACAAGAUGAGGGAGUCCAAGCAGGCUACAACUAUCAUGGGCUCCGGCAUUGCAGACGUGCCGCUGGACUAAAACGGGCAUGUGUGGGUGUGUUUAUGACUCAAUGUGCGUCUGUGUGCGGUGUGGGUGGGGGAUCUCGCCUCAUUUAUCCACCGUCAAUGUUCUGUUAGGCCAUGUGUCUUCCUUUAGUAUCGUUUAUUUAAGCAUGGCUCUCCAUUGCAAGGGCUGCCAGGGGUCCUUUUUAAGCGUAGACGUUGUGUUCCUCUGUGCUCUUGAGCACUGUGCUGCGUUCUUGGCGGACCUCGAUGAUGGACGAUGUGAUAAAAGGCGCCCGAGGAACAGAAGGCACUAGCGAGAUAGUAUUCUGAACUGGCCAUCCCUUGCACUCACACUACCCAGAAUGCACUUGUCUGACUCGGGACUUGUCGCGUUUUUUAUCUACUCUGUGUUACCUCGCGGUCGGGGGAAAGGAUCUCCUAUACAUCCCUGACUCGCUUUAUCUAUGUUGGAUAGAAUCCCUGCAGAUAAGGACGUUCAAGUUGCAAAGCCUGUUGUGUUUUGUUCGUCCCCCAGCUAGAAUUUGUAAGCGAUCCAAAACUCUCUCUGUUUCCUUCAGUGUAUACAGCACACCACAGCUAGUGCCACUUUAAAGCUUUUUUAUUUUCUUUGUUGUUCUUCCAGAACACAACCUUCCGCUUGUGUCCCAUUGAAUCGAGCAGCAUAUUGUGUCAAUGUAAGGAAAUGGAGUAUUGUAAUAUCUGACAGGCAUUCGCCCUGGGAUCCAAACGGUUCUUGGAGGGCUUAAUACUGUGCUUUAAUUCGUGGCGCUGCCCGGAUUGAUCCAGGAAUUAGAGUGCAGCAGGCAGACAUUACUGCUUUUCUUUGGUUAAUCUUGUCCCAGUGCACAUCGACUGAUGCGAUAUCAGCAUGUUGCCCUGGCGACACUGUUCCUCUGACGACCUCCUGGGUGCUGCUCGGUUUCAACCUGCUAGAUGGAACACCUCCGCACUGGACUUCAAACAGCCAGUGUCUAGCCAGCCAGUGCACUGUACUGAGAACACAAAGCUCUAUACCCUUCACAGAGAGCGCAUACUAGUUAAAUAAAUGCAUUCGGUUUCGGCAUCAGCCAAGGCACUUUGGUUUGAAACAAACAAACACCCCUAUGGACUUAGCCUGUACAGGGACUUUCCUUAAGCAUGUUUUGGAUUCAUUUUAGUGUAUGCCCUACAUUAUGGGCACCAUGAUGAAUGUCGUUGAGAUAUCACUAGCUGUAUCAUAUCAUACUUUAGCAUAAGAACCUUUCACUGUUGUAUUUGCACCGUCACGUCUUCACAGCUGUGAGACGAUGAGGCUUGGUUUGUGUAGCUGUUUGUGUGGUUGUUUGCAUGACUGUGUUUGUGGGGAAAAAGCUUUUUAUUGUUGUAUCUAUGAGGCCAAAACCUGGGAUCUUCUGGGUGAUUGUUGGAUGUUAUUAUUUUAUGUUUUUACAAACACGCACACGUUAACAAGUGUCUGCUGAAAUAUGUUUUAAAUUAUUUACACUUUGAUAGUGAUUCAGAUUUUUUUAUACAGAUAGAAUUAACAAUUAUAUUCUGCAUACUAUUUUAUCUCUGCCAUGAUGGUUACCAUGUGUACUUCAUUUCUACCUGCUUGCUAUGGACACACACACACGCACACACACACACACACGAGCGACACCAGCGAAAUGUAAAUUAAGACUUCCAUCACAAACUGUAAAACAGAAAUUUCAAGAGAACAAAACAUUCCUUGCAUAUCUAAUCAAUCAUUCUAUAGUCACUAUGGAGUCUAUAAACAUGUAUAUACAGACGAAAAUGAAAUAUCUGCAGUAUGUUUCAGUAGCCAUGCAGUUGCACCUUGUCUAUGGAUCUAUGACCUCUCUGAUGGAGCCAACUGUUUCCCUCCAUUAUCUGAAGGGUCUGUUGUACAGCAUCUGCUCUCCCUCGUAGACAGGCCAGUAGGCCACAGGGGGGCGCUGUGUCCCCAUGCUCUGAACGAUCACACGGUUUUAGCUCAGAAUUCCUUAGAUUUAAGCAGUUUUUGGGUCUGAAAGGGAAUUAAAUGCACAUUAUAAGGAUUGUUAGGUCAAAAUCCUGAGCAAAUAUAUUUAUUAGGGCUGCAUUUCAAGCAACUACUAUCAACUUCAACUGGGGAUUUUUAUUUUCGGCAUUUGGUUAAUUGAUUCAUAAUUGUCAUUUAAAGAUCAAUAAUGUCGAAGUCGAAGUUAUUCAGAAAUUAAGUUUAGGAUGAGGAGCAAGAGUUUUGUCAAUGACUCAUCGACUAUCUAAAUUCUCAAUUAACUGAUUACUUUUACUAAUUGUUGCAGCAGUAAUAAACACCAGUUGUCCUUCAGAUCUGCUCACCAGCAUCUUGUCAGACCUCAUGGUCUUGGUUUCACACACCCCUGCCUCAACAUUGACCUUUGUUGUGGUUAUCAGUGUGUGGCUUUCACCACACGGUAAUGACAUUAAGUUAAAUCGAAGGUUGUGUCACACUCACAUCAGUGACCAAAGGGAAAGACUUCUCCAAGCCUUCACUGGUCUUCUCUUCUGUUAUGUAUAAUAUGACAAACAUGUAUUGCAGAAUAUAAUAAAGGCUUUCUUGCUCUGUAUAUUUAAA
Messenger RNA from Gadus macrocephalus (Pacific cod), 3821 nucleotides. It is a transcript of the gene atad1a, whose product is annotated as ATPase family AAA domain containing 1a. NCBI's taxonomy places the organism in Eukaryota, Metazoa, Chordata, Actinopteri, Gadiformes, Gadidae. Gene Ontology annotation, molecular function: ATP binding; ATP hydrolysis activity. The record is from RefSeq and is a predicted model, not a curated record. The coding region runs from base 114 to 1256 and encodes 380 amino acids. The transcript is spliced from 10 exons. Gene Ontology annotation, cellular component: mitochondrial outer membrane.